Capsella rubella is the source of this 726-nucleotide messenger RNA. RefSeq names its product profilin-1. The transcript has 3 exons. Bases 105 to 500 code for a protein of 131 amino acids. Gene Ontology annotation, molecular function: actin monomer binding. Gene Ontology annotation, cellular component: cell cortex. Lineage: Eukaryota; Viridiplantae; Streptophyta; Magnoliopsida; Brassicales; Brassicaceae. The record is from RefSeq and is a predicted model, not a curated record.
UCUCUCUACACGAUCGAUCAAACAAAGCUCACCAAGCGAGAGAGACUUUUCCACAGCAGAAAACAAACUCACCGGAGAAUCCAAUCAAGAAGAAGAAGAAGAAGAUGUCGUGGCAAUCAUACGUCGAUGAUCACCUUAUGUGCGAUGUCGAAGGCAACCAGCUCACCUCCGCCGCUAUUCUCGGUCAAGACGGCAGUGUCUGGGCUCAGAGCACCAAAUUCCCUCAGUUGAAGCCUCAAGAAAUCACUGGAAUCAUGAAGGACUUUGACGAGCCCGGGUUUCUUGCCCCAACCGGACUAUUCCUCGGUGGCGAAAAGUACAUGGUUAUUCAAGGUGAACCAGGAGCUGUGAUCCGAGGGAAGAAGGGACCUGGAGGCGUCACUAUCAAGAAGACAAACCAAGCACUGGUCUUUGGCAUCUACGAUGAACCGAUGACUGGAGGUCAAUGCAACUUGGUUGUGGAAAGGCUCGGGGAUUACCUUAUGGAGUCUGAUCUCUAAAUUCAAAAAGAUUUCAUUUCAGUAUCUCUUCUUAACUAAAGAGUGUCAAUGCCCUUUUCUUUAUUGUGAUUGAUUGUAAUGCUUUCAAACACAAAUCAAUUGUUACUUUAGAACCAAUUGUGAUUGUUGGUCUCUCGUUACCAAAUUUGGGAUUUGUGUGUUCUUGUAAUGACAUUUCAUGAUCGUUUCUCUCCAUAUGUAUUGGGUCUUGGUUUUUGUUUCUUCA